Molecule: messenger RNA, 2226 nt
Organism: Myxocyprinus asiaticus (Chinese sucker)
Lineage: Eukaryota; Metazoa; Chordata; Actinopteri; Cypriniformes; Catostomidae
Product: ectonucleoside triphosphate diphosphohydrolase 4-like
Exons: 13
Coding region: 364-2223 (619 amino acids)
Biological process (GO): nucleoside diphosphate catabolic process
Cellular component (GO): membrane
Molecular function (GO): nucleoside diphosphate phosphatase activity
Source: RefSeq, a predicted model, not a curated record
CUGAACUGAACGGAACUGUUGCUCGGGAACUACCGAGAAUCGGCGACUUUCAUUUGGGCACACAUUUACUGUGUUCACUACAUUCUGAGUUACAACCGCUACAUCUACGUGUUCACCGAGAGAAUUUUAAUCCGCGGAGUCUUGAAUUUAUAAACUAGCAGAGAAUGACUCGGUUACGUACUCAUCCGUCCUAGAUUUAGCCGCACGGUAUGCCACUUCUGCUCAACACACCUGCACACACGUUAAAUCCCCUGAUGAUGGAUAACAUGAAAUAUAAGGUAAUGGAGGACUGCACCUGUACAGAGAAGAGGCUGCGCAUGAAGGCUUGAGUUCAUCCACCUCACCUGUUCAUCCACACCAGCAAUGGGAAGGAUUAGUAUUUCCUGCCUGUUUCCAGCAUCCUGGCACUUCACCCUGUCUCCGUUGGUGCUGCCCCGGUUCCUGUUGCCUUCCUUCAGGCAGUUGCUGCUGCUGGGUCUGCUGGCUGGAGUAAUGGGGCUGCUGUACCUGCUGCUGGUCACGGGGAAGGGCCAGUACAGCUGGAUAAGAGAAGAUAGGCACUACCACACACGUUUGGGUCGUGUGCCGGACAUGGAGGCCACGGACAUCAAUAACCCCAACCUGAACUAUGGGCUGGUGGUGGACUGUGGCAGCAGUGGUUCCCGUGUGUUCGUAUACACCUGGCCCCGGCAUAACGGCAACCCACACGAACUGCUGGACAUCAAACAGAUGAGAGACAAGCACAGGAAGCCUGUAGUGAUGAAGAUCAAGCCAGGUAUCUCCGAGUAUGCAUCCACACCAGACAAAGCCAGUGACUACAUCAGCCCUCUCCUCAGUUUUGCUGCUCAGCACAUCCCGAAAAACAAGCACCAGGAGACCCCUCUGUACAUCUUGUGCACUGCAGGGAUGAGAGUCCUGCCUGAAAGCCAGCAGGAGGCCCUGUUGGAGGAUUUGCGGACUGACAUUCCUGUGAAUUUCAACUUCCUGUUCUCUGACUCCCAUGUGGAGGUCAUCUCAGGCAAACAGGAAGGAGUAUAUGCAUGGAUAGGAAUCAACUUUGUUCUAGGGCGUUUUAAUCAUGUCGAAGAUGAAAAUGAGGCAGUAGUGGAAGUGCAGGUUCCUGGCAGUGACCAGCAGGAGACACUAGUGCGCAAACGUACGGCCGGCGUGUUGGACAUGGGUGGCGUCUCCACUCAGAUCGCUUAUGAAGUGCCCAAAACUGUAAGCUUUGCUUCUCCACAACAGGAGGAGAUAGCCAAAAAUUUACUGGCGGAGUUUAACCUGGGUUGUGACGCACACCAGACUGAACAUGUGUAUCGUGUUUACGUCUCAACAUUUUUGGGUUUCGGGGGAAAUGCAGCUCGUCAGAGAUAUGAGGAAAACCUCAUCAGCAACACACAAAUCCAAAACAAGCUGCUGGGUCAACAUCAAGGUGAAAGCGCCGACUCUCCUGUCCUGGACCCCUGCUUGCCACCUGACCUCCAGGACGAGGUGGGAACUCUAGACCAGAGAGUUCACCUGAGAGGCACUGGAGACUUCAACCGCUGCCGCCUCCUGCUCCAGCCAUUUCUAAACCACACCAAUGACACCAACACAUCACUUAAUGGAGUCUAUCAGCCACCCAUUGACUUCCACAACAGCCAGUUCUAUGGCUUCUCUGAGUUUUACUACUGUACUGAAGAUGUACUGCGCAUGGGAGGGGACUACAACUCCACCAAAUAUGCCAAUGCAGCUAAGAAUUACUGUGCCACCCAGUGGAAAACUCUGAAAGAGCGUUUUGAUCGGGGUCUGUAUGCCUCGCAUGCUGAUCUACACAGACUGAAAUAUCAGUGCUUCAAGUCUGCAUGGAUGCACGAGGUGCUCCACUCAGGUUUUGCGUUCCCGCCGGCGUAUGAGAAUCUCAGGACGGCCCUGCUGGUCUAUGAUAAAGAAGUGCAGUGGACACUAGGAGCCAUUUUGUACCGCACACGUUUUCUACCUCUAAGGGAUAUUCAGCAGGAGAGUCUGAAGGGUUCUCACACCCACUGGCAUCACAGCUUUUCCUUCAUGAAUAACCACUAUCUCUUCCUGGCUUGUUUUCUGGUGGUGGUUUUGUCCAUCCUCCUGUACCUGCUCCGUUUGAGGCGCAUACACCACCGCUCGACACUCCACCGUGGUGCCUCUGCUUCCGUCCAGUGGCUAGAGGAGGGCCUGGGUUCACCAGACCUUCCAGUUACCCUAUAGGGU